ACCACCCCCAUCGAGCGGGAAAACGAAAAAGCUACCACUCCCUUUCCCUCUCUACUUACUUUCUCUCUCUAGAAAUCCUAUUAAUUCCAUGGUAGAAAAUUUCUCGCCCCAGCUAGUUCGUGGUGUAGUCUGCUCCGAUCGUUCACAAGUGAGUUGGUUUUUCUCAUCUCUCUAGUUGACGAAACCGUCCGUACGUCUAUUUGCGUGUUUGUGUGAGUUCUCACUUCCUUUCCCCCUCUUUCUCUCUCUAAAAUUAAUCAGAUUUCAGUGCCCCACUUGAUUAGAAUGGCUGAUUUAGUGUGCUUCAAGGAUGAAGUAUAAUGUUUAAUCUCUCUAUUUGGAUUUAUGUAUUUCUCAGGCUGAUUAGUGAAACAUGGAGUACUAUUUUUCCUUGAUCUCUUCGCUUUCUCUCUCUACGCCACUUUCUCUCUCUAAAAAUCGAAGAAUUUCGACCGUAGAAAGUACCGUGACGUGAUCCACACUUUCUGCGUAGUUACUUCCUCUUCCACUCUCUUUCUGUAUCCAUAGUUGCAUCUUCUUUUUCUCUCCCCGAAACCAUGGCGGUGGCGUCCGAGAGCUUCUCGAUCCGAGAGUAUGCGUCGAAGAUGAGGACGGUUGAUUUGGCAAAAUGCUGGCCGUUCGAGGGGGAUUCAGAUAAGCUGAACAAAGAAGUUGUAGAGGGUUUCCUCCCUCCGAUUACGGUCAAGAAGUUCAGGUGGUGGGCGGAUGAGGUGGCGCUCGUGCGAUCCAAAUGCUGCAUGGACCAAGAGAAGUCAAAAACUCAUGAAGAGUCAUCUAAAUUAAUGUCAGGCGUGGAGGCCGAGAAAUCAGAGGUGGUUUUGAGAUCAUCUGAGAAUAGGGAUUUACUAAUUUGUUCGGUAGAGGAGCGGCCGAGGAUGAAAAUCAAGGCCAAAUCGUGGACACCGAAGAAGAGAUCAAUAGUGGAGAUUUUCGCAGUGGCGCCCCAGGUGGAGAGGGUAGAUGAUGAUGAUGAUGAUGAUAAUGUUGAUGUGGGGGAGGAGGAGGUGAAUACUCCUCAUGAUCAAGAUAAUUCUCUAGAGGAGGGGUUUCUUUGUUCCAAGGUUUCGACUUUGAGCGAUGUUUGUUUGAAUAAAAAUGGUAAAAGAAAGAAGAAUAUGAAGAAGAAGAAGAAAACCAAAUUGAAAGAGACAACUGAAACAAUUAUCAGCAAGGACAAGAAUCUCAAGUUCAAGAGGAAAGGCAAGAAGAACAAUCCAUUGGCUCGAUCUAAUAUUGCGAACAAGGAGAAACCUCAUAAACACAAACUGCAGUCUCCAGUCAAUUUCACCAGGAAAACAAAAGGUUUGUCGUAUAGUAAGGGGUCCACAAGUGACGUCUUGGAUGCUGUUCCUAUCCAUAGGAAGAAACCAAGACUGAAAUGUUCAGCUAUGAAAAAAAGGAACAAAAAUUUUCAAUCUUCCAAGUUGCUUGUAAAGCACCAGAAACCAGUGUUUCCUGUUUGUGGCAUUCUCAAGAAACACAGCAAUGUAAUUUCAGGACAGAACUCUACAACAUGCAACUCGCUGGGUGAUAAUCAGGCAAAUCAGCGUGGUGAUCGACCAUCAGACCGGCAUGUCACAUUUUCAGAGAAGGAUGACAUACUCAGACCAAGGAGAAAACUUUUGUCUUCCGUAGGGUGUCCUAAAUCACAAAAUAUCUGCAGUUCAUAUUCCAAUGCUUUUACUGCUUCUUAUGUGAAGGAUCAUGCUGAGGAAAGUGGUAAAGAUUUAGCUACUGUGGAGGUGACUGGAAGUGAUGAAGAUGCUUCUAAUAGAACAGAAAAUGAGACUGAAAUUCAACUGAUUGCUGAAAAGCAAUUGUCUGAUAUACAUCAUCAUCAUGCUGAUAUACCAAAUUUUCUGAGGCCACAUAUUAGUUGUCAAGAGCGUUUCUCUGACAGACCUGUAACUGUAAAUGAAGUUGCAACACAUACUGAAAGUUUGCGUUCAUUUGAACAAGGCUACAGAGCGACAUCAGAUGAUCCCUCAUAUGCUUUCAACCCUGGAUUUCUUUCUGUUCGAAAAGAGGGGUAUAAACCCAAUGUGAACACUCAAUUAUGUGGCAGUAUUUCAAGAGUUUCCAAUACAAAUGGAAUGGUCAUUGAUAAUUUUGGGGAUCCUACUGCUGGGUUUACUUCAGUGUCUUGCAUGGAUAAGGCAUUUCCCCAGCCUUCAUCAUCAUAUUUUUGUGUCAACGGAAAUACAAAUGGGAGGAUUCUAUUUCCCUCACAAGCCACCCAACAGAAUUUUCACGGUCAUGCUUCAGAAUACCAACCAUAUUGUCCUGUGUCUCCUAAGGAAUUGAUGGGCAGUAUAUAUUCCUCUACGGAUUGGAAACAAAGAAACGUAACGUGUAAAGAGCAACGCAUGAAAGAAGAUUUCUUUGGUUUGCCUCUUAAUUCACAAGGAGAACUAGUUCAGUUGAAUUCAAAUGGUAAAGAUGGAUAUGGCCAACUGAUGAGGACAAGUACAGUAACAGGUUCUUCCAGGAACUUAGCUGAGGACAAUAAUGUACUGCCAAAUCACACAGGUAAGCGUUUAAGUGUUGGGAGAGCACCAUUGAAGGACCAAUUAAAAUUGUUCCCCAUCCAGAGCUGUGUGGAAGAGAAUUCCAACUUACCUGUAUCAUCUAGGCCAGGUAUCACUGAAUUACAAGGUACUGGAAGAACGGAUGUUCAUUGGUUUAAUAGUGUGAGGGCAGAUAACCAUUAUGUCUUUCCACUGGAGUCAGAUCUGGACCUGAUGAACAUCUCUGGAAAUGGGCAGAAACAAUAUGAUCAGGUUCAGAAUCACUCUAGAUAUAGAAAUAUCCAUUUACAAGGGAAUAAUGAUCACUUCUCACAUCAUGGUACUCAACCAACAAUGCGGUUGAUGGGUAAAGAGUUUAUAGUUGGUAAAAGUAGCCAAGACUUGGAAGGAUUUGAGGAUGAAAAGGUUUGGAUGGAUAAGCAAAUUAUAGCAGAACAUCAUCCUGCUGAUACUGCCACCGACAACUCCUCAAUAAAGAGACAGUUUCAGCAGGACCUGAUGGUUCAUCCAGUAUCUAGAACAUUGAAGCAGUCUGUAGAUUGUAUGUCAGAAAUUCAAAUCAAUCAGGCAUCACAUUGUGUCAUGCCGAUGAGACCUCCAGAGUUUAGGUUUUCUCACCCAUAUCUCAACUGUCAAACUAAUAUAGUUUACCAAAAUGGCUGUGGCACCAUCAACGGAAUUCCAAAUUCCAAAUCACUUCAUUCUUCUCCAGCUGUUUCCCCUGCAGGCUUUAACUGGUCGCCCACCUUUCAGGAGCCCUUUAUAUCCGGAUAUGAAUCUUCAAAAGUCAAAUCUCAAAUACCAAUACAGGCACCUCCUGCUCACUAUACCUGUCAGAAAAUGAGUUCAAAUUUUGCUGAACUUGAAUACAAGCAGAAACUACCAUACGCUACCAAAUCACUGUUAGAAUUUCCUUUCCUGCAUCCUGAAUGUGGAGAGCAUGCUAACCUAUCUCGGUUUCAAAGCUCUUCUAAGAGUCAGCCCCCAUGGUUGUCAAAUGCCACACAACAGAAGGAAACUUCAGUUGGUUCUUUCCGAACAUAUUCUCAUGCUGGUGGUUGUCAUCAUCCCUGCACUAUAUCUGGAGCUAACCCUAGAAAUGUCCUUCCUGUGCACCAUAGACCAGAGGUUUCUUAUGCGUGCAAUCCUUUGUCUUCUCACUCUUCAUUGCAGGACUUACUUGGUUUGAAUGCUUUGGGUCACCCUCCUUUCAUUCCUGUCCGCCCCGGAUGUAUACCAACUUCUGCAAUAUAUAAUAGCUAUGGAGAAAGAAUGAAGUCGAAAGUAUGUGCUAAGGAUCCUAAUAAUGGCAAGAAAACCAAAAAGAGGCCUGCAACUAAAUCAGAUGAUUUUGAAAAGCCCAGUAAGGUACCUAACUUGGAAAUUCAAGACGACUUUAUUGCUGCAACAGCAUUGAAGGCUGGUGGAAACUUUGGAGGUGAUGUAUAUUUUAGCAGAGAAGCACUUGGACUAGAUUCAAACAUAGAGAAAGGAAGCAAUUUAGGAUGUUUCCAAAAUGAUACUGAAGAGGAUGGACUGAGAGUCUCACCUGGGAUUGAUUCGUCUAAAAUGGACCUAAUGGCAAGAUCAGGUCCCAUCAAGCUAAGUGCAGGAGCAAAGCACAUCCUUAAGCCCAGUCAAAAUAUGGAUGAGUGUAACUUCAGGCCAACCCAUUCAACUAUCCCUUUUGCUGUAGCAUGUAGUUCUGUUCAGACUUUCGAGGCUCAGAAGAAAUCAGCCAAGAUCUACAAGUUUUAGGGAAUGCUUCUUUCUGCGGAAUUCCCUACUAAACUUAUUUGAAGGACCUCCGUCCGUUCAAGUGACAUUUUGUAAUGCAACAGGAAUGCUUCCUUAUUCCAGCCUCCAGGAUACGAGGCUCAUCAUAUCUCAGAUUACUCUUGGGCUAUCAAGUUUGUUUGAAAUGUAAGAUUUCAUUUUCCAUCAUGUUGUCCAUUCUACAAUGGCUGGAAUUAUGUGACCACAGCAGGGCAUUCGAACUGCCCCAUGUUGUGUUGUUAAAUUAUGCUCUCUGUUUCUUAUCAGGUAUUUUCCCAAUUCUAUGUAGAUGACAUACUAGCAGUGGUUUUUGUGCUAGCCUUCUCACACUUCUCUUGGGUAUUAUUAAAACCGUCUCUUAUUUAUUUUUUGCUUGAAAUUGUUGGUGAGACAAUUAUAUUGUUCUAAUUAUUUGCAUGGAAGUAAGCCUGCCUUUUCGGCCAAUGUGAGGUUAAUAAUGUGAGCUCUAAUUGGGAAAUCAUUUGGCACUUUCCAUUGAAAGAGGAAGAAGUAAUUUUUUACUGA
Cornus florida is the source of this 4850-nucleotide messenger RNA. RefSeq lists its product as uncharacterized. The transcript is spliced from 4 exons. The record is from RefSeq and is a predicted model, not a curated record. Bases 558 to 4307 code for a protein of 1249 amino acids. Lineage: Eukaryota; Viridiplantae; Streptophyta; Magnoliopsida; Cornales; Cornaceae.